Molecule: messenger RNA, 4650 nt
Organism: Postia placenta MAD-698-R-SB12
Lineage: Eukaryota; Fungi; Basidiomycota; Agaricomycetes; Polyporales; Adustoporiaceae
Exons: 33
Biological process (GO): transmembrane transport
Cellular component (GO): membrane; fungal-type vacuole
Molecular function (GO): ABC-type peptide transporter activity; ATP binding; ATP hydrolysis activity
Source: RefSeq, a predicted model, not a curated record
AGCGAGGUUGAUGCGGAAUUCGUAAUCAACGGUCGAGACCACUGCGACCUGGCUAGACCCGGCAAAAUAUUGGCCGCGAACCAGAAAGAAAGUAUAGGCAAGACGACGACGCGCAGCAUCGGGGCGAUGGAUCUCUGCCCAUUUCAGGAGGGCAAGUUCCAAAAUCCACGCUGGUCUCUAUCGCGAUUCGCCCAUCCCAGAUGGUCUCUGCAUUCCGCCAUCUCUCCAUAUCACCACAGCAUAUGUCAGAGCCUAGGAUACGCGAUAGCCCAAAUUUAUACCGUGCCAACAGGUCAGGUCAGAAUGAGGCUUGGGACGCAGGAAGUCCUGUCCAUACCGCUUCCUCUGGAAGCGGCAUUUCUCUCGCCUAUGAAGGUCUAUGUACACCAAGUCACCGACUUCUCCGACACGCUUGCAUUUCCGACGUAUGCGGGAUGCGUUUCGUUGGUGGUUUUCCUCCUCCAGCUGCUGUACAUGAGCUUGUGGAGAAAUCGGUCUGCUAGGAAGUCGGCUCCUGAAGACAGCUCAACGAAUAGCGCCGAUUCUGAUACAGUGUUUUCCGAAGAAGAAACUACCGAAGUCGAUACACAAUCACGUAUUGCGCGCCAUGACACUCCACAAGGGGGUUCGACUAUUUUUGCGUUCAACUUUGGCAAGCUGGUCGCAUGUGCAGUGUUGUUGACCUUGUCGCUCAUCUCUUGGGUUGUGAGCUUGUCUGAUGACGAGUCGUCGGCACUUGGUCUUUCGCAGACGUGGGUCUUAGGAGCCCUUUGUUUGACGCACGCAUAUGUCCUGAUCCUGUCAUUCGUCUCUCUCUUGGCCAAACCGGUGUGGGGUUCGAUUGCCUCUGGACAUGCCACACUUGUCCUACUCUGCACAUUGGCAGUAUAUUUAUAUCGCGAUGUGUGGCCAUACGCGACGUUCACACAAAAGCCGCUCGACACCUCCGAGGGUGUGAUGCUUUGGGUCAAGAUAGCCGAUCUGAUUGUUGCGGCGCUCAUCAUUCCUUUACUUACGCCGAGAGUCUACGAGCCAUUCGAUGCAAAGGUGAGAAUACCAAACAGUAUAAACCCAUGGCCCCACCCGCAUCCUGAGCAAACGGCGCCGAUCCUGUCGCUCAUGUUAUUCUCGUGGCUGGACAAGUUGGUGAUGAAAGCGUACCGCAUGCCGCAUCUUCCGGUCGACGAGCUUCCGCCCCUGGCCGAUACUGAUAGCGCGGGGAACCUGGUCAAGCGAGCGUUCAAGGUCCUUUCCCAGUUCGCUAGCCCAGUAGCGAUCAAGUAUCUGCUCGCAUAUGUCGAGAGUGGUGGUGCCGACGCCGAUGUGCGGCCUUGGGUCUGGAUUACAUGGCUGUUCAUCGGUCCAAUGGCAGGAGUGAUUAUCUCUUCACUAUACUACAUGGCUUCGAUGAGAGUGGCGGUGCAGCUGGAGGUUGUUGUCACCGAGCUCGUCUUCACCCACGCCCUUCGGAUCCGUAUGAAAGCCGAGACGUCGGAGGACGCACCCACCGCCCCUGUGACCCCCGAUAAUGCGUCAAUUGUGCGGUCGAGUGCAGCUCAGAGCGAGGAUGAGGCCACUGUUCGUGAGGAAGAGACAUUCGCGGAUUCGACUACUGCGAGCACUCAGUCAGCUAAGGCCAAGCAAAAGUCAAAAAGCACACCCGAGCAAGCGGUUGUGUUGACUCAGCCGACAGCAGGCGAAGAGAAGGACAGGGACAAGGGCAAAAGUCUUGUUGGUAAAAUCAACAAUUUGAUCACGAGUGAUCUCGCAAAUAUUACCAAAGGGGUUGAGUAUGCUCAGAUCUUCGUACGGAUUCCUGUUCAGCUUGUGUUGUGCGUCUGGUUCCUUUACACGAUCCUCGGAUGGAGCGCUACUCCCUGUUCCUGGAAUGCUUACGAAAAUGCUACACGGAACACAAACUACACGAUCGAAGAAGCCCUGGGUGUGAUCCGGAUGGUCAAGUUGUUCGGCUGGGAAUCGCACUUGAUGCGUCAGAUAUCGAAGAAGCGUGAAGACGAGCUAGCUUGGUUGAGGAAGAGCAGACUGUUGGACCUUCUCAACAGCGUGGUUGGCUACUUCAUUCCGUUGUUGACAAUGAUGAUCACGUAUUGGACCUAUAUGGAUCUAGCGUUUUCAAUGCUCACUGACCAGAUCCACAUGGCCUUCGGGCUGCUUCCGGCAUUCAUUAAAGGUAUUACGGAACUUUUGGACGACUUCUCUGAAUCUACCAGUCCCAAUCCUGAUGAGCGAAGAAUUCAUAGCCAUAGCGGUGCUACAAAUCCUGAUGUGAUUGGCUUCCGAGACGCGACGUUCACAUGGGCCAAUGAAGAGCAGGCACCUGAUGGACGUUCACGGCGGAGAUUCAUGCUACGCAUCGACAACGAGCUCACGUUCAAGCAGGGCUGUAUCAAUCUCAUUGUCGGCCCUACAGGCUCCGGGAAGACCUCGAUGCUGAUGGCCCUAUUGGGUAUGAUGGCUCCAGAAUCUCGGAUUGGGAAUGAGGAACUCAACAUGGUAAUUAGUCUUGCGUGGGCGAUGCUAUCUGAGCUUAUGCGCCGCAUCAGCAAAAUAUCCUGUUUGGUGCAACGUACGACGAAGCACGGUACAAUGAAGUGUGGAUUGAAACGAGACUUGGAGCUAUUCGACGCCGGUGAUAUGACGGAAGUUGGCGAGAGAGGAAUAACGCUCAGUGGAGGUCAAAAGGUGAUACAUCUGGAAGCUCCCGAGACGUCAGCUGCACGGGUUACUCUCGCGCGUGCGGUAUACUCGACCGCUGAUAUAUUAUUGCUUGAUGAUAUAUUGGCGGCUCUUGAUGUGCACACUGCUCGCUGGAUAGUUGAGAAAUGCUUGAAAGGCGACCUUAUCCAGGGUCGAACCGUGCUCUUGGUCACUCAUAAUGUCGCAAUGGCGAGCCCGGUGUCUCAGUUUGUUAUUGCUCUUGGAGUUGAUGGACGAGUCUCAAGUCAAGGAUCGCUCUCAAGCGCUCUGGCCCAUGACAAAACGCUCGCUGCUGAGAUGGAAAAAGACCGCCAAGCCGUCGAAAAGGUCGAAAUUGAUGCCAUUGCGGAAGACGUCGACGAGAGUGCCAAGAAGGCCAGUGGGAAAUUGAUUCUGGAGGAGGAGAUUGCUGAAGGCCACGUUGGCUGGCCAGCAAUGAAGCUGUACUUGGGGAACCUUGGAGGUCGACACCAAAUCCUCUUCUGGAUCGGUUGCUUGGGUGCUCUUUUCGUGGCCGAGUGCAUCGAAAAUUCCCAGGUGUGGUAUCUAGGUUAUUGGGCACGACAGUACGAGGAGCAUCCCGCAAAUGAGGUCAAGGUGUCAUUGUACCUGUUUGGGUACGCCACUCUACUGCUAGUGUCAUUGGCGUUUUACGCCUCGCACUACAUGGUGUACACAUUUGGGUCCAUCAGAGCCUCAAAAAUCAUCCAUAACUCCCUGUUCGCAUGCGUGCUUGUUGAUGGAGGAAUUACCGAAAUACUUGGCAUGCUCAUGAACUUAGGCGACGCAAUGAUCGUCAAGCUUGCCGCUGUGGUCCUCAUGUCUCCAUUCUUUUUGAUCCCCGGAGUAUUGAUUCUAGGAUUGGGGAGAUGGGUCGGCCAAGUGUAUAUGAAGGCACAGAUGUCUGUCAAGCGCGAGAAGAGCAUUGCGCAAGCCCCUGUUCUAGGUCUAUUCGGCGCUGCAUUCGUGGGCCUUGGUGCUCUUUUCUCAACUGCUCUUGCUGCGUAUCUCGUCUACAUCGACAAGGCCACCGCCUCGAAAAUAGGUUUCUCAUUGAAUAUGGCAGGUACCCUGGAGCGCAUCAAACAGUAUAUGGACAUAGAACAGGAACCUAAAUCUACUGACAGUGGAGUUCCUCCGGCAUAUUGGCCUUCAAGUGGAGAUCUGAAAGUCGAGAAUCUGUCAGCCCGAUACUCACCGAAAUGGCAGGAUGGUCCCCUUGUUUUACAAGACAUCUCAUUCGAAGUAAAGUCCGGGGAACGAGUGGGCAUCGUGGGACGCACUGGAAGUGGCAAGAGCUCCUUGACGUUGGCUCUCCUGCGGUGUAUAGUGACGGAAGGCAAGGUGUACUAUGACGGUCUUCCAACUGAUAACCUCAAUCUCGAGGCACUCCGCUCGCAUAUCACUAUCAUUCCUCAAAUGCCCGAGCUCCUCAGUGGAACGCUGCGUCAAAAUCUCGAUCCAUUUGAAGACUACGACGACGCGGUUCUCAACGAUGCACUUCGCUCGGCUGGAUUGUUCAUCCUGCAACAAGACAUGGACGAGGGCCGCAUAACACUGGAUACCCAAAUAUCCAGUGGCGGAAGCAACCUGUCGGUCGGCCAGAGGCAAAUUCUGGCGCUUGCUAGGGCCAUCGUGCGGCAGAGCAAGCUCCUGAUUCUGGAUGAAGAUUAUGACACCGAUGCCGUCAUCCAAGAAUCCUUGCGCAAGGAACUGGAGAACGGCGUCACAGUGCUGACGGUCGCACAUCGUCUCCAGACGAUCAUGGACGCAGACAAAAUCAUGGUGCUGGAUGCGGGCCGAAUCGUUGAAUAUGGCAAGCCCAGCGAACUUCUCAAGAACGAAAAUGGCCACCUUCAUGCAUUGGUGAAGGAGAGCGGAGAUGUGGAGAAGUUGUACGCUAUGGCUGCAGGAGCGGGGGCUUCUACCUAA